Messenger RNA from Notechis scutatus (mainland tiger snake), 1833 nucleotides. RefSeq names its product DnaJ heat shock protein family (Hsp40) member A4 (gene DNAJA4). Gene Ontology annotation, molecular function: Hsp70 protein binding; ATP binding. The record is from RefSeq and is a predicted model, not a curated record. Gene Ontology annotation, biological process: response to heat; protein folding. Lineage: Eukaryota; Metazoa; Chordata; Lepidosauria; Squamata; Elapidae.
GGCGGCGCCUAUAAAAGCGCCGCAGCCGGCGGGCGCCGCGCCAGUAUCGGGAGCAUUGGGGCGGGCGGAUGAGGUCCGGUGACCCGGCGGCCAAGGCAACCAUGGUGAAGGAAACCGGCUAUUACGACACUCUGGGAGUGAAACCCAAUGCCACCUCGGAUGAAAUUAAGCGUGCCUACCGCAAGUUAGCAUUGAAGUACCAUCCUGACAAGAACCCCAGCGAGGGCGAGCGGUUUAAGCUCAUUUCCCAGGCUUACGAGGUCCUGUCGGAUCCGAAGAGGAGAGAUCUCUAUGACCAGGGUGGGGAGCAAGCCAUUAAAGAAGGCAGCUUAAGUGGCGGAAAUUUCUCUUCGCCCAUGGACAUCUUCGACAUGUUCUUUGGUGGCGCUGGCCGGAUGAAUCGAGAAAGAAGAGGUAAGAAUGUUGUCCAUCAGUUGAGCAUCAUACUGGAAGACUUGUACAUGGGAGCCACCAGAAAACUAGCCCUUCAGAAGAAUGUUAUCUGUGACAAGUGCAAAGGUUACGGUGGGAAAAAGGGGGCCGUCGAAAAAUGCCCCACCUGCAAGGGCCGAGGUGUCCAGGUGUUGGUCCAGCAGAUCGGACCUGGCAUGGUGCAGCAGAUUCAGACCAUGUGUCCGGACUGCAAAGGCCAAGGAGAACGGAUCAACCCCAAGGACAGGUGUACCAACUGCAACGGCAACAAGGUGGUUAGAGAGAAAAAAAUUAUCGAAAUCCACAUCGAUAAAGGUAUGAAAGAUGGCCAGAAGCUCGUCUUUCAUGGAGAAGGCGAUCAGGAACCUGACCUAGAACCAGGAGAUGUCAUUAUCGUACUGGAUCAGAAAGAUCACUCUGUAUUUCAGAGGCGAGGCAACGACUUAGUGAUGAAAAUGAAAAUCCAGCUGACGGAGGCCUUGUGCGGCUUCAAGAAGACCAUUGAGACACUGGAUGACAGGGUCCUUUUAAUAACCUCCAAACCAGGUGAAGUGAUCAAGCACGGAGACAUCAAAUGCAUCGUAAAUGAAGGGAUGCCGAUUUAUAAGUCUCCGUUGGAAAAAGGUUCCUUGAUAAUACAGUUUCUGGUUGCCUUCCCCGAGCAUCACUGGCUUUCCAACGAUCAGCUCCCUCUCUUAGAAGCUCUGCUGCCUCCCCGGGAGGAAGUGAUGGUUUCCGAAGAGAUGGAUCAAGUCGACCUGGUAGAAUUCGAUCCCAAAGAACGAACGUACCGAAACCACAGCGAAGCCUACGAAGAGGACGAGGAAGGCCCAAGGACGGGUGUCCAGUGCCAGACCUCGUGAACCGAGAGGACUCUGGGCGCGUGGAGAGUUCGUCAGAGCGCCAGGAACCGUGGCCGGGGAGGGCUCCGUUGGUCGACUUUGGCGCGGUGAAUGGCUGUAUAUUAAGUUCUGUUUCAUAUUUAUGUGUUCGUGUUGUAAAAAAAGGAAAGAAACGGAUCCGUGUAACUUGGAACCCCAAUGUGCAGCUGUUGGAUAUUAAUAAGAUUUUUUUUUCUUACUUACACUAAAGUAACCAUCCCAAGCCUGUAGUUUUUCUGGCUGCCCGGGGGCUACGGAGAAUGUUUGCUUGGGGUUAUUAAACCAGAAGUGAGCGGGGGUUUUCUUUUUCUUUUUUUUUUUGAGAAAUGUGCCUGUAAAGGUUUCCCCAGCAGGAGUUAAAACUUCGAAAUGUUGCCACUUCACCUUAAACAAGAUUGUCUCCAUAUCCUGGAUUAUUGAAUAGGUAUUUUAUCAAAUAAAGUAUCAGGACCACUUUCUGGCGUGGACCCUGAAUGGUUGGUGGCUCUAGGUGGGAAUUGUGCCACUACUAACAGGGAAC